This is a messenger RNA of Oncorhynchus tshawytscha (Chinook salmon), 2797 nucleotides long. RefSeq names its product suppressor of hairless protein homolog. The record is from RefSeq and is a predicted model, not a curated record. Gene Ontology annotation, cellular component: MAML1-RBP-Jkappa- ICN1 complex; nucleus. Gene Ontology annotation, molecular function: DNA-binding transcription activator activity, RNA polymerase II-specific; RNA polymerase II cis-regulatory region sequence-specific DNA binding. Bases 211 to 1617 code for a protein of 468 amino acids. Gene Ontology annotation, biological process: regulation of transcription by RNA polymerase II; Notch signaling pathway. The transcript is spliced from 11 exons. Lineage: Eukaryota; Metazoa; Chordata; Actinopteri; Salmoniformes; Salmonidae.
CGCCGCCUCCCCCUCCUUUCUGGACUCCUCUCCCCCUCUCCAGCGUCCCUGCAUCGCCAGUCUGCUUCUGUUGUCUCGGCGGAUUGUUGGUCUUGGGGAGAAAAGAUAUCGCGAGUGUUGGAGUUUUGGUGAGAGUUUGUGGAAGAUGGCGCCUGUUGUGACAGGGAAGUUUGGGAGCGCCCUCAACCACAGCGCCUAACAAGAGAAGCGAUGAGGAAUUACCUGAAGGAGCGAGGAGACCAAACUGUCCUGAUCCUGCAUGCAAAGGUUGCCCAGAAAUCUUAUGGCAAUGAAAAAAGGUUCUUCUGUCCACCCCCAUGUGUCUACCUGAUGGGCUCUGGCUGGAAAAAGAAGAGAGAGGAGAUGGAGAGAGAGGGCUGUUCAGAGCAGGAGGCUCAGCCCUGUGCCUUUAUAGGGAUAGGAAACAGUGACCAGGAGAUGCAGCAACUCAACAUAGAGGGGAAGAACUAUUGCACAGCCAAAACCUUGUACAUAUCAGACUCCGACAAGAGAAAGCACUUCAUGCUGUCGGUCAAGAUGUUCUACGGCAACAGCGCCGACAUCGGCGUCUUCCUUAGUAAGAGGAUAAAAGUCAUCUCCAAGCCCUCUAAGAAGAAACAGUCCCUGAAGAACGCAGACCUGUGUAUUGCAUCGGGGACCAAGGUGGCCCUGUUCAACCGGUUGCGUUCCCAGACGGUCAGCACGCGCUACCUACAUGUGGAGGGGGGAAACUUCCACGCCAGCUCCCAGCAAUGGGGUGCCUUCUACGUUCACCUGUUGGAUGACGAGGAGUCUGAAGGAGAGGAGUUCACUGUGAGAGAUGGCUACAUCCACUAUGGACAGACGGUCAAACUGGUCUGCUCUGUCACCGGGAUGGCCCUGCCACGCCUGAUCAUCCGUAAGGUGGACAAGCAGACGGCCUUGUUGGAUGCAGACGACCCCGUCUCCCAGCUGCACAAGUGUUCAUUCUACCUGAAGGACACAGAGCGGAUGUACCUGUGCCUUUCCCAAGAGAGGAUCAUACAGUUUCAAGCCACUCCAUGCCCAAAGGAACCAAACAAAGAGAUGAUCAACGACGGAGCGUCCUGGACAAUCAUCAGCACCGACAAGGCUGAGUACACCUUCUACGAGGGCAUGGGCCCCGUCCACUCGCCUGUCACCCCCGUGCCUGGAGUCGAGAGCUUACAGUUAAACGGGGGUGGGGAUGUGGCCAUGCUGGAGCUGACGGGACAGAACUUCACCUCAAACCUGAGGGUCUGGUUCGGAGACGUGGAGGCAGAGACCAUGUACAGGUGUGCGGAGAGCAUGCUGUGCGUGGUUCCCGACAUCUCUGCCUUCCGCGAGGGCUGGCGCUGGGUACGUCAGCCGGUGCAGGUUCCCGUCACGCUGGUGCGAAACGACGGCAUCAUCUACUCCACCACGCUCACCUUCACCUACACGCCGGAGCCUGGGCCGCGGCCACACUGCAACGCCGCCGGAGCCAUCCUACGGGCGGGCAGCGACCGCCUUUUAACGGCUAGCAGCAACAGCGCUAACAACAGCGACGCUAACAACAGCUACGGCCCCAACAACGCAGGAGUCACAUCCUCUUCCACGGUUGCAGCCGUGGUGUCCUAACACACAAACACACACACACACACACACACACACACUUAUACACACACACAAUAUGCCUUGAGAGGAAAAUGUACCACAUGGUAAAAAGACCAUGAAGUAAACUGACUCUCUAAAAGUGCUGCAUAUUGAUUUGGGAUUUCAAAAGAAGCUGAAAUUGAAAACUGAUCGGACGGAAAAAGGAGGAAUUCAAAGAGAGUUCCUAUGUUAAAAGUUGUCAACCAGCGGAAAUAAGAGAAACUGUGUGAACUCCUCGCUGCUGCCCUCUUGUGGUUCGUAAGGGACAUGCCUGUCGGUUUAUGGUGUUGGAGCUGUGUAAUAGGGAGUUCCUAUUGGCUCAGCGCGCCAGUGUCUUGAACGGAGACCACAACAACUAUACAUCCACCACAUGUAUAGUACGUUAACUAAAAGGUUGAUUUUGUGCGCUUCCCCCCCCCUCCCUCUGUUCAUUUUUCCCCCUCUUUUUUUGUCUCGUUAGUCGUCUAUGUUACUGUAAAGGGAGGAAAUGUAUUGUUUUUGGAUGGAGAGCGAGGAGUGGACAUAGUGGGGACACAUAAAAAUGUCAUGACGAUGCCAUCGUUUUUGUGGACCAAGGAUCUUGCAUAAGCUUCAGUAAAGGUACAUUUUCACCUGUUUUGUAUGAAACCGUAUAGUACACUUUUGUUACCAAAUAGUUUCUAUUCUCUUCCUCCGAGCUUUGGGCUUUUUUUAUGUUGUCCAAAUCCCGACCUGGCAUGUGUAUUAUAGCUACCUUUACUUCUUGUCUCCAUCAAAUGCCUGCUUCUUUCAGUCUUUUCGACGGAACGUAGAAUUUUUGAUACUUUGCUAGUCUUGGGAUUUAUUUUUAUUUUUUACCUAACCAAUGGUUUGUUUGUGUUAGGGGGUAACCUCAGCGGGCCUAAUUUUUGUAUUCUCAUUGUUUUUAAAAAAAAUGAAGUCUUUAAAAAGAAAAGCUUUAAGCAACGCCUAUGCCUUGCCUGCAAUACUCUGUUCGCUACAAGCUACGUUUCCUUUGGAAAGUACAACAUGUCUGUACAUCACACAUGGAGUCAUGGUGACGUGAAUUCUUCCAUUUUAUUUAAAAUGUAAAAAAAAAAAAAAAAAACUGGACUUCCAGUUACAGAAUAGUUUGUCAUUUUCACAUUUAAUGAGUCUAGUCGUUAAAAUGAAAUGGUAGCCUUAG